UAUUUCUGCUCAAAGCCCAUAUCAAUUCAGAGAGCCACAUUUCAAGUAUUCAACAGCCCCAUUUGCCUAGUGGCUACUGUAUUGGACAGAGCAGCCCUAAGGAUUAAGACUGCAAAAGAUGCUGAAAGGCAUCUUCUCUAUUUAUAUGAAAGUGAUUAAGCAACCAGUCUGAAUUUUUAGUACAUCCUUCACCCUCCCCCCAUCCUUUGUUCUCCUAAUACAAGUGUAUUAUAACUUCAAUUGAUCCCACCUACUGAUGUAGACUAAUCUUCCUAAAGCAGUUUUGUUUGGAUUCUUUCCUGGAGAGGAUGUUGCUGCCAAAGACGACUUUUAGGAGGAGGUGAAGUUAAGCGGAAACUUGGAAGGUGGGCAGCAAUUAGCCAGAGGUCAGAGGGAACUGUGUGAUUGAGGAUGUGGCUGCAGUGUACAGGCUGAGAGUCAAGCAGACCUCAGAUCCUACAGAGACGUAUAGGUCCUGCUGAGAACCUGAAAUGGAUUCUGAAGAUAAUGGAGUCAUCAAACAUAUGCAGUAGAGAGUAUGGGGGAGAGGCAGGAUUUGAGGCAAGGAAACUAGUUUGAAGGAAAGUGCAAGAUCCAGGUUAAACAUAAAUGAGGGCCUAAGCUAAGGCAAUGCAUGCGUUCAUUAAUUAAUUCACUCUACGAAUACUUAUUGUCUACUGUGUGAGAAUUGAUGUCUCAGGUACUGGAGGUUAAGUAGGAAAAAAAGCACGCAAAACCCUCUGCCCUCACAGAACUUCAACAUUCUGUGGGGAAAGGAGGUGGAUGGUGAUGAACACGGGUGAUCCUCAAGUUUCAGGUCUUGCUUGGUGAAUGAUGGGACCAUUUUCUGAAAUAGACAUUCCAAGAGGCAGAACAGGCUUGGGGAGAAAUGAUUGGUUCAACUUUAUCUAUUUCGCAAAGGUUUGGAUGUUUGGCGGAUACUCAAGUGGAACCACCCAGCAAGCUGUUGGAUAUGCAUAUUUGGAGAAUUCUGGAAUAGAUGUGGGAGCCAUGGCAUAUCAAUUGUAUAAAAUUCCUGGAAGUGAAUGAGAUAACCCUGGGAGGAUGUAUGGAAGCAAGAGUCACAACUCAAAUGAUUACAGGACUCAGGUGAGUCAUGAAUAUAUGUGAAUUGGGACAUAUGUUAAAUAGAGUGUUGUUUUUGUGGCUAAACAGAAAGAGUAUAUUCUGUCUAAGGCAGCAAGAUUUGGCUGGUAGGCCACCAGUUUGCAAUUCCUAUACUUUUGGAACUUCUUUCUAUGCCUCUUGUCUUACUUUUCAAAUAAAUAUUUUUAUGGUAGGCAGCUAGCCGUUCAUGAUAACCCAUUUCCUCUUCUGAGGCACUCAUUGCAGUUUCUAGCUUCCUUGCCAUUACCAGUGGCCAUGACUGGGUUCUAGUCAAUGGGAUAUGAGCUCAAUUUCCAGCCAACGCCUUGAAGAAGAGGGUGUGACCCUCCAUACUCUCUCCUCUUCCUCUGGCUCUAUGUACAUGAUGAUGAAGUCUAGAGGAUUUUGGAGUCACGAGAUGGAAGGAACCAGGGUUUCUGUAUCUUUAUCUGGAAUAAGGUCACCUCCCAACCAGGACAUCUUCUUUUGACUAUUAUCUGAGUGAAAAAUAAACCUUUGUUACUUUUGAGCCACUAUACACAUUUGGCCCUGUUUGUUACUACAGCCUAGCCUAACUUAAGAAAUCCAUUGCUAAACCACACUAAUCCUGGCUGUGACAUCUCUAAGGUCAGGGACCAUGUCUGUCCAGUUAUUUCAUGGAUCCUCAACACAUAGCCCAGGACAUAGCAUGCAGUAGGUACUUAAUACAAUUUCUUGACAAUGCUAGCUGGGUUUUAUUGAGCAUGUUUUAUGUGCCAGACACUGUGCUAGAUCUUUUAUAUAUUGUGCAUUAUUUCAUUUCAUGUAAUGACAACUCUAUAAGGAAGGUUCCACUAUUAUACUUUGUUCCUGGUGAGAAGACUGAGGGUUGGAAAGCUUAUAGCUGGUAUUUGAAAUGAGGCAGGGUAACUCCAAAACACACAUUCUGAAACACUGGUACAUGACCACAUGCAUACUCAUUUUAGCAUUUUAACUACUGUAUCUUCUCCCACCAAGAAUGCUCUCAACCCCUCCUCUGCAUUUGUUGAAGCCUGCCUUCUGCAUCCUUCCUAGCACCCAUACAAUCACUCUAUCCUUUAAUUAGUCCGACACAAAUUUCAUCUAUAUCAUUACUACAACAGGGAUUCCAUGUAUUUGUCUGCUUCUAGAAAGAAGUUAUCUUGAGGGUAGCACAAUAUCUUAGACAUUAUUUAUCUGGGUGUUCCUUAAAACAUAGGAGAAGAUGGAGAACCUGCCAUGUGCCAGGCACCCUAGGCACUAAGGACUAAACUGUAAAUAGGACAAUCUUUUUUCUUUUGAAAAGCUCUAUUCUUGUGGGAGUAAACAGACAUGAAAAACGAAUCACAGCACAAUGUAAUCUCUGCAUUAAUAGACGCAGAAGAAGAGCGGGGAACCAGUUCUUUCUGGAGGAGGAAAGAAAGGACUCCCAGAGCAGGUGACCUGUAUCUGAGCUUCUCAAGAGUGAGUAGAAGUUCUCCAGUUGUUUAAGAGGAAUCUUAAUUGUGGGAAAAGCAUGUACAAAAGUGUGGAUACAUUAAGAUGCAGGAGUUCUUCUGGAUGGAUGAGGUGUUGGCUUGCUAAAAUGUAGGAUUCCUUCAUUGAUUCAUCAAUGUAUUCGACAGCUACUGAGUAAACCUAGAAUGUGGUAGGGAUUGCACUAAAUGUAAAGGAUUCAAAAGUGAGCAAAACAGAUAUAUGAUCCCUACCCUUGUGGAGCUUAGAAUCCAGCAGGGAUGGCAGUUGACUACAAAGCUCUAGCAAUCCUAUGUGAGAGGAAAGGAAGAAGGGAUAGCCCACAUGUAAGUGAGAAGUUGGAGAAGUGGGCUGGUCCAGAUUGCAAGAGACCUUUGACGCCAUUCUAGGGAGAAAGAAAUCCUUCGUCAAUCUAUCACCACAUCCUGCCUCUCCCACCUCCUUGAUAGCUGUCAAUUGUGUCCUCUCACCCCCACUAUUCUCAGCAUAGGUCAUCAUCUCUUCCUUGAAUGAAUGUGAUAGUCUUCUAAAAGGCUUUCUUGCCUUUCAUCCCCCACCCCCACCCAUUGUCCUCAAUGCAAACAGACUGAUCUUUAAAAAAUCAAAAUCUGUUCAUGUUAUGCCCUAUGGUAGGCAGAAUUCUAAGACAGCCCCAUAAUCUCCAUCUCCCUGGGGGUGACUUUGGUGAUUAUAUUACAGUACACAGCAAAAGGGGUUUUUCAGAUAUAGUUAAGGUUAUUAAUCAGUCAACCUUAAGACAGAGAAAUUAUCCAGGUGGGUUUGACUAAUCAAGCACUUUAAAAGCAGAGCGUUUUCUCUAGCUAGUGGCAGAAGAGGAUGGUAGAUUGAUUAAAAGCAAAGGAGGACUGGAGGGAUUUGACAUGUGGUUGCUGACUUUUAAGUUGCAGGGAGGGGGGUGGAUAUCCUAUAGAAAGGAUCUGAGAGAGUCCUGUAGGAGCUGAGAGUGACCCUGGAGGACAGCCAACAGGAGAAUGGGGACCUCAGACCUACAACUGAGAGGAACCAGAUCAUGCAAACAACCUGAAUGGAUUUGGAAGUGGGUAUUCCCCCAGAGCCUUCAGACAGGAACUUGAACCAGCCUAUACCUUGCCUUUUGCCUGGGACAUCCUGAGCAAAGUAUGCAGCAGCCAUGCCAACUUGGACUUGUGAUCUACAGAACAGUAAAGUAAUAGAUGGGUGUUGUUUUAAGUCACUAAGUUUGUGAUAAUUUGUUACACAGCAAUAGAAAACUAAUAUACCUCCCAGCUUUCCAAUCCCCCAAUAAAACUAUUGGGGAUUUACCAGGCCCAGGCAGUUAAUCCUUACACCAGUUCUAUUAGGGAGGUAUUUUUUUAUUAUCAACAUUUCACAGAUAAGAAAACUGAAGCUCAGAGAGAUUAAUACUUUUCCUAAGGUUAUAGAGCUAGUAAGUGCUGCUGAGAUUUUUACUUGACUGUUCUGACUCCAGAUUUGCACCCUAUGGGUUCUCACUGUCUUUAUGACAAAUCCAAAUACAUAAGCAUGGAAUUAAAGGCCCUUCCUGAUCCUGUUCCUGUUCAAUCAUUCAACCUCAAUUUUAGACACUCCUCUCAAAUUCCUGACAGCCCCAGUAACUAACAUGCUCUUGAUUCCUGACUGCACUACAAUUCCUUCUAGAAUACUGCUUGUCCCUCCCCUCCAUCUACUUUCCUUUUGGCAGACUCUAAUGGUCCUUUGGGUCUUGCUUAAGACACCUCCUCUGGGGGAAAGCCUUCCUUGCCCCUCCAAGAUGGGUUGGAUGCCACUCCAGGUUCCCCCAAAACCUCAUGCUCUCCCUUAUCAGAGGACACAAGACAUUGUGUUGGAAAUGUUUACUUGGCUGUACUCUCCCACUAAAUUGUGAACUCCUUGCAAGCCAGAACUGGCGAUUCAUUCAUUGUCAAAGCCCUAGCGAUAGGACCUGGAGCACAGUAGGUACUCAAUAAACAUUUGCUGAGUGAAUCAUUGAAUGAACAAAAGUGCUUUAGCCAAGAGGCAAUGGGGAGCCAUCCAAGGUCUUGAAGAAAGGGAGUGAGCUUAUUAUUAGACCUGUGCUCACAAGGACAAGCUAAGUGCAAGGCUUGCACGCAAUAGACUAUCCUCAUCAGCAGUUAAGGAUGAAACAAUUUCACUUGCAUUGUGGCCUUGGGUUUCUUGCGCUGUAAAGCUUGGCUGUUAUCUCUUCUGGACCACGUCUGAAUAUUAGAAAAUGCCAGAAGCCUUCACGGUUUCCCCUUAUGGAUGUGGAAAGCAUAAAAAUAGCUUGUGACUCGGGUCUGGGCCCUGAACUCCCACUAGAAUGAGAAGCCCCUCUCCCAAGAAGGCUGUGGGAAGCUGAGGUGAAGAUGACGUGGAGACCCACUUACGUGACACUACAGAAAACCGGCAGCCGCCUCUGAACGUCUGUCCCCCUCCAGCCCAGACCGUUCCAUGCCUGCACUUGCUCCCGGAGCACAUUGCUGAAUCUUGUUCUCCUUAGAUAUGCAAAUACUGCUUCCUGUCGAGGAAGACUGGGAGGCCUUCCGCGUUAGAGGCAGCUCUUCAUAGCGCUAGCUGGACGUGGAAUGUGAUUAGAGCGUCUCCAUUGGAGACCGCUGAGUGCCUCGGUUUCCCUGUCUGUGCAAAGUGCACUCCCCAGGCACCGCUGCCUUGAGGGACCAGGAAAUGCGUCUGGAGGCGCCAGGAAAGAUGAGAAGAUAAAAGUCAAGAUGCGUCCGGCUAGCUAUAGACACAAGGAGAAGAGCCAGUAGGCCAAGGGAGACGCACAGCCGAUCCGUGCCGAGGCGCGGGCUCCACUCCCUGAAGUGGAGGGGCCCUUGAAUCUUCCCUUGCGUAGGCGCGCGGCAGAGCAGCGAUUUGGCGAAAAAGGCCCAGACUCAGGAUGCCCGCAACGCGAGCGAGGGGCGGACGGGGCGCACGCCGCGCGGCAAGGCUGCAAGGGGCGGGCCUGGGCCCUGAGCCUCCUGUACUUCCAGCCACAGCUCUGGGCGCUGGGGGCGGGAAGGGGUGGAGCCACGUGGGGAGGAGCAAAACCCGGAGGUCCCGGGCACCUUGGGUAGAGCCAGAGCGGCGGGAGCCGGUCCCGGGCGCGUUGCCCCGGGAGCGCCCGUCGUCCGGGCAGAGCGCAGCCACAACCGCGACCACAGCCGCAGUCGCUUUCCAGCCUGCCUUCGGUGCGCAGUGGGGAAGCAGGGCUAGUGCAGCCGCAGGAGGGGGCACGGGCUCCUCUCCCAUCCCAGAGCUACUGGGCUGCCCUUGCUGUCCUUUCUGCCCCAGCAGAGCCCGGCCGGACCUGCCACCUGCGCCCUGGUUGCACCAUGGAUCCUUCGGAAAAGAAGAUAUCCGUGUGGAUCUGCCAGGAAGAGAAGCUGGUGUCCGGUCUCUCCCGCCGCACUACUUGCUCGGACGUUGUGCGAGUGCUUUUGGAGGACGGCUGCCGGCGGCGACGGAGACAGCGGCGGAGCCGGCGGCGGGGGUCGGCCGGCGACCCGCCUGGCCCGGGAGAGCUUCCCGAACCUCCAGACGAGGACGACGAGGACGACGACGAGGCGCUGCCGCAGGGCAUGCUGUGGGGGCCCCCGCAGUGCUAUUGCAUCGUGGAGAAGUGGCGCGGCUUUGAGCGCAUCCUCCCUAACAAGACUCGCAUCUUGCGCCUCUGGGCUGCCUGGGGCGAAGAGCAAGAGAAUGUGCGCUUCGUGCUAGUGCGCAGCGAGGCAUCGCUGCCUAACGCCGGCCCCCGCAGCGCCGAGGCGCGCGUAGUGCUCAGCCGAGAGCGCCCCUGUCCGGCCCGCGGGGCCCCCGCGCGGCCCAGCCUGGCCAUGACCCAGGAGAAACAGCGGCGAGUGGUGCGCAAGGCCUUUCGCAAACUGGCCAAGCUCAACCGGCGGCGCCAGCAGCAGCCACCGUCGUCCUGUUCGUCCACUUCGUCGUCCACUGCCUCGUCCUGCUCUUCGUCGCCGCGGGCCCACGAGAGCGCGUCGGUGGAGCGCAUGGAGACGCUGGUGCAUCUGGUGCUCUCCCAGGACCACACCAUUCGCCAGCAGGUGCAGCGGCUCCACGAGCUGGACCGCGAGAUCGACCGCUACGAGGCCAAGGUGCACCUGGACCGCAUGCGGCGUCACGGGGUCAACUACGUGCAGGACACUUACUUGGUUGGGGCAGGCAUCGAGCUCGACGGGUCUAGCCCAGGAGAGGAGCCAGAAGAGGUGGCGGCGGAGGCAGAGGCGGCGGCGGCGGCGCCGCCCCCUCUAGACGGCGAGGCGCAGGCGGCGGCGCUGGAGGAGCUGGCCCGGCGCUGCGACGACUUACUGAGGCUUCAGGAGCAACGGGUUCAGCAGGAGGAGUUGCUGGAGCGCCUUUCAGCCGAGAUUCAGGAGGAACUCAACCAGCGGUGGAUGCGGCGGCGCCAGGAGGAGCUGGCGGCGCGGGAGGAGCCCCUGGAGCCCGAUGGCGGCCCCGAGGGCGAGCUGCUGCUGGAGCAGGAACGAGUCAGGACGCAGCUCAGUACUAGCCUUUACAUCGGGCUCCGGCUCAACACGGACCUGGAGGCCGUCAAGUCGGACUUGGAUUACAGCCAGCAGCAAUGGGACAGCAAGGAGCGCGAGCUACAGGGCCUUCUGCAAACUUUGCACACUUUGGAGCUGACAGUGGCGCCGGAUGGGGCUCCUGGCUCUGGCGGUCCCUCGCGGGAACCCGGGCCUCAAGCCUGCGCCGACAUGUGGGUGGACCAGGCCCGUGGACUGGCCAAGAGCGGUCCUGGCAACGACGAAGACUCGGAUACGGGGCUGAGCUCUAUGCAUAGCCAAGACUCGGACUCCGUGCCUAUGUGCGAAUCCCUUGUCUAGGGGUAGCGGGGGAGAGGGGGAAACAGGGAUCUCUUUUUUCUUGCAGAAUGCAGUGGGCCGGCCGGCUCAGGGACUUGAAACCAGGCUGUUGGGCCGGGGGAGGGCUUAGGACGCCGGCCCAGCCUCGCGCUCAUCUGGCUCCGGGGUGAGUGCGGAGGAGGGUGGGGGACGAAGAAGUAGGGUCCCCAGUACAAGUUCUUUAAAGAGAGGGAAGGAGGGAGGAGGCGAGAACCACCUAUAUUGGAAAACAAACACCCCAAGGAAAUUGACGUGGUCCCAGCCCAUUUUCAAAGUAAGGAAGUAUUAUGGAGAUUUCACUACUCUUCUGUAUGGGAAGGACUGAUGGCAGCUAGAACUUUAGUGUGUGGUAUGAAGUGCUUUUAAAAGAAACACUUGGAUGAAAAGGAAAUUCCUUGAAUGUUAAUUGUGACUGUAAACGUGUUAAAACUAGCCAAAGAGGACACACUGGUGUCGGUCUCAGCCUUUCUUACAUCUUUGAUAAAACCCAUAGGCACCAAAAUCCUGGCUGUUUACAUUUCUGCAGAUUUGGGAAUUACCCAUCUGCUAAAUCAUUUGUCUUUUAUUUUCUUUCAAAGGCUAAACUGUAUCGAAGUCUAACUCUGUAUUUCCUCCUAGUAAACAGAGUAGAUGUUAACAGGGAAUUCUUUUCCCAAAAUAACCUUUUAUUAUUACAAAAGCCAAACAUAAUCAUUUGAGAUAUAAAAUCCUGGCAAACAUAAUCCUGGUUAAAAUUUAAUUUAGGCCCUUUGGGGUCUGUCCCUGCAAAGGCAGGUGUGUUGUCCUUUAAUUCAUAUUGCCACUUCAUUGACUCAAUCACUGUUAUUUCAGAAAAAAAUAAAAGGAAGUGGCAGAAUUCAAGUUAUGCACAACAAAACUUACUGUUUAACAAGCACUCUUUGAAAGCAAAGGUAUGUUAGUGUUCAGCUUUUAAAUUGAGCUAUGUGAUUAAAACCAACCAUGACCUCAACG
Messenger RNA from Cercocebus atys (sooty mangabey), 8432 nucleotides. RefSeq names its product Ras association (RalGDS/AF-6) domain family (N-terminal) member 10 (gene RASSF10). The record is from RefSeq and is a predicted model, not a curated record. Gene Ontology annotation, biological process: signal transduction. The transcript has a single exon. Lineage: Eukaryota; Metazoa; Chordata; Mammalia; Primates; Cercopithecidae. The coding region runs from base 5916 to 7442 and encodes 508 amino acids.